Toxotes jaculatrix (banded archerfish) is the source of this 1458-nucleotide messenger RNA. RefSeq names its product gastrula zinc finger protein XlCGF17.1-like. Gene Ontology annotation, biological process: regulation of transcription by RNA polymerase II. Lineage: Eukaryota; Metazoa; Chordata; Actinopteri; Toxotidae. The record is from RefSeq and is a predicted model, not a curated record. The coding region runs from base 260 to 1387 and encodes 375 amino acids. Gene Ontology annotation, molecular function: DNA-binding transcription factor activity; RNA polymerase II cis-regulatory region sequence-specific DNA binding. The transcript has 2 exons.
GGCUAACUUUACAGCGUCGCUCUGUCACGGUGUCUCGGCUUCUUCUCUGUGGACAGGUUGUCUCCGCACAGAGAGCCGCCAGAGCCUCUGAGUGUCUGCACGAACCGGACGAAAGGACUCUGAGCUCCGCGCCCUCUGCUCCCACAGAGCUACGGAAGUUAGCUUAGCAUGUUAGCUGGAGACGGACUGAGGGGACACCGCGGGUCAGAGAGACCGUGAGACGGAGACACCGUGAGUCUCCGUGUCUGCGGUCCACAGGAUGAGAGCGCUGGAGAAGCAGCGGCUAACCGCAGCCGGUGCAGCGGCAGCAGCGCGGCUGACCUCUGACCUUUCCGACGUCCAGCAGCUGUUGGUGAGGACAGAGGAGUGUCCCCCCGAGCAGAGGAGCCCCAGCCCGGACCAGGAGGACCCAGAGCCCCCCCACAUCAAAGAGGAAGAGGAGGAGCUGUGGAGCAGUCAGGAGGGAGAGCAGCUUCAGGACCUGGAGGAGGCUGAAAUCAGCAGGUCCACAUUCAGUCCUGUCCCUGUGAAGACUGAGGACGAUGAAGAGAAGCCUCAGUCCUCACAGCUCCAUCAGAGCCACACUGAGGAGACCUGUGGAGGACCAGGACCAGCCAGGACCUCAGACCCAGACAGACAUUUACACCCAGACACUGAUGUAAAGACCUCAGAGUCUUCUGAGACAGACAUCAGCGACGAUGACUGGACAAAGACCAGGGAACCUCAGUCCGGUCUAAACCCUGUGAAGAACAACGUGCGUCAAACAGACAAGGACUCGCUGACCUGCUCUGAGUGCGGGAAAACAUUUGUCCACAAGACAAAUCUGAAGAGACACGUGAAGUGUCACACAGGAGAGAAACCGUUCAGCUGCUCCUUCUGUCAGAAAGAUUUCAGCCGGAGAGAACACCUGAUCGCUCACAUCCGCUGUCACUCAGGAGAGAAACCGUUCAGCUGUUCGCUCUGCGACACGCGCUUCCGUCACGGCUGGUCGUUGGACAAACACAUGAGAGUCCACAGCGGGGAGAAACCGUUUGGCUGCUCCGUGUGCAGCAGACGGUUCAGGCAGCGCUCGGACUUGGUCGCACACGUUCGAAUUCACACAGGAGAGAAACCGUUUUCCUGCUCAGUGUGUCAGAGCAGCUUCACUCAGCGUCACACUUUGGUUCAGCACAUGAGAACACACACCGGGGCCAAACCGUUCAGCUGCUCCGUCUGUGGUAAGACGUUCUCACGGAAGGGACAUAUGACGAGACACAUGACGGCACACACCGGGGAGAAACCGUUCAGCUGCGGCGUCUGUGGCAGAAGAUUCACCUGGCAGUCGCAGUUUAAACGACACGAGUGUCCUGCUGAGAGCAGCGGCAGGAAGACGACGAGUCAGCAUUAAAGCAACAGGAAACUGCUCCUGUGUACGUGUGUCGCACAAUAAACGGUCCCUGAGAAACUAGUUCUGAUGUC